Molecule: messenger RNA, 453 nt
Organism: Acanthosepion pharaonis
Lineage: Eukaryota; Metazoa; Mollusca; Cephalopoda; Sepiida; Sepiidae
Source: the annotation of a GenBank genome assembly
AUGAAGUUUACUUAUAUUCCGGGAGGGGUUCGAACCCACGAGGACAAUUGUCCAUUGGAACUUAAGCCCAACGCCUUAACCACUCGGCCAUCGUGCUGCGUCCUCCUCCUGGUAUCUUCUUCUAAUGAAGAUCUAUCUAUCUAUCUAUCUAUCUAUCUAUCUAUCUAUCUAUCUCACUUUCACUCGCACUUCCGAUUCGAACAGGCGUUGUUGGUCUUGGUCGCAGGUAAGUAUAGCUGCAGCAAGCGUCAUUCUUUGGUACGGGCCGGUCCGACGCAGCGUUCGAAUGUAGCGGUGUUACCGGCGAGGUUCGUGAGCGAUGGCUGGCCACCCGUCAAGUCGGCUCACGAGAUUGAUGAUUUUCUAUCUAUCUAUCCCAGUCACUUCAUUAUCUAUCUAUCUAUCUAUCUAUCUAUCUAUCUAUCUAUCUAUCUAUCUAUCUAUGUCUAUUAG